Messenger RNA from Somion occarium, 2453 nucleotides. NCBI's taxonomy places the organism in Eukaryota, Fungi, Basidiomycota, Agaricomycetes, Polyporales, Cerrenaceae. The record is from the annotation of a GenBank genome assembly.
GUGCAUUUGCUGCAUUUGCGUUACAACCAGAAGGAUGUUGAAGACCUCCUACGUCCAGCUGACAAUAUCCAUUAGUAGCGUCAUGUAAAAAAAUAAUGAAGGUUGUCGACCCAUAGCUUAGUUUCGCAACUUCCCAUGUACACAUAUCUUCCGAACCAAUACCAGCACAUUGUGUGAGCAAGUACUAGAUGGACCUUGGCCUGAAGAAGUUAUGUGUAAAUGCGACUGCAGCGAAGAAUGAGAGUGAUCGAUCGUGACUUGGGCGGGGAAGUCCACCUGCCUGUGUGUGCAUGGGCGCAGCACUCUCCUGCAACCUCAGCAAUCAAUACAAUCUGUACUGCAUCCUACUACCGCUGUACAUUUUAAGUACCUCUGCAUGGAACAAGAAGCUCUUUCCCCCUCCACUUUUGCUUCGACUUCCAUGCUUGUCGAAUAGCUCACGCCAUAUGCGUUUCGUCAGCGUCAAACCGUAUCCUCACCAAAACCCCCACAAGCGCAGAACACCACGUACACCUUCCUUUGUCUCUUCUCGCAUAUCCUGCAUGGCCUUGUCGGACUUCCUAGUCACAGAUGACCUGACCAUCAUCCUUGCUCUGGUCGCUGCUGGCUUAUUUCUAUUGCACAAUCUCUACAAGCCUCAGCCUCUUGUCCACCCCAUUCUUCUUGGACGUCAGAGCGAUGUAGCUCGUGUCAGAAACCCCAAGGAAAGUGCAGUUAUGAGGAACUACGGUACUGGCAUGCUUGGUCGCUUCCCUGUAAGGCCAGCCAAGGAGCAACAAGUUCUCUUGGAUCUAGUCAAACCAGACUCAGAUUCUUCCCGUACUCUAUGGUCUACCAAGAUAACUAAUCCUCAGCUGAGGCAACGAGUCUCAGCCUUUGGGACUGGGCUUAUCCGUGUUGCUGGCCUGGAUCCUGAAGAGUCCAAUGUGCUCCUGCUUCUAAAUGACGGUAUUGAAUUCUUGAUCACCGAUCUGGCACUCGCUUCCCACUCCAUUCCUUCAUUUACUCUUAGCUCUCCUUCCGUUCUGACUCCGGUGCUUGAGGAACACCCUCCUUCAGCCAUUGUAGUUCAUGCUGAAUUCCUCCCUCAACUCCUGGAAUUGAUUCAUGACUCAAAUGAUGGUGUACAUCACACUAUUAUUGUGGUCGGAAACACAGAUCUCGACAAGCACCUGGGCGCCAUCAGGUUGUUGAAGUGGGAAGAUAUUGAACGUCAAGGUGCUCAGGCCGACCAGCUCACUCCUGCUACUCCUAAACCUCAAGACGUUUUCACUGUAUCAUUUUUCGCUACACCUGAUGGACAACUUCGUGGCACUUCGCUCACGCACGAGAACCUUACCGCUGGCGUCACCAGUACUCGCGCGCUCCUGCCUUUGUCUGGAGCGAUUUCACCCCUCGAUACAAUAGUGUCAGCUCACUCCUUGUCAACUGCUUUUGGACGCGCUGUUGCGUACACUGCGGUUUUCGAAGGGACCAACUUCGCCACUCUAAAAAGUUCCCAAUUCUUCACCGCAGCUGAAACCACCUCCUUCGAUCUUGCUGAUCUGAAAUCCGUGGAAUCGUACCCUAUUCCGUCUCCAACUUUGCUUUUCGCAAAGCCCUCCCACUUGACGUCUUUGUCUUCAGCAAUUCUUGAUGAGGCUAGACGGUCGUCCUUCUUCUUCCACACUCUGGCCUGGCGUCACAAGUUUGCUGGCAUUGUCGAUGGCUUCCUCACGAAACAAAGUUUGUGGGACAGGCUUGUCUUUGACGAUGCCAGGGCAAAAAUAAUGGGAAAAGGUGCUGGAACUGUCAGAGGGGUGAUUGUGGCCGGAGCACCCUUGGAAGCCCAGGCUCUCACUCCGGCUCGAAUCGCCCUUUCCGUACCCCUCGUGAAUUCACAUAUUCAUCCAGCAGUUGCAGGACCUGUGCUUGCGUCCCAUCCCCUCGAUCUCCAGACCUUUCCCACUACACCAGCUACAUCCGGUUCAUCUGCAGCAGACAACUUUGCUUUCGCUUAUCAAGCACCUGUCGGACCUCCUAGCAUCAACGUCGAGGCAAAGCUUCUUGGCGUGGACGAUGUUGCUGUGGAGGAUGGUGCUGAUCCAAUCGGUGCUCUGUUUGUACGUGGACCCAGUGUUGGCAAACUUCUCCAUGUUGAGCAAGGUGAGGAGAAUAUUCCCGAGGAGGACCGGGGUUGGGUGGAGACAGGUGAACGUGCUCGUGUGCUCAGUAACGGCACAUUCAAAGUUGCUAUUCAGGCCAAGUAGUCAAGUUAACCAUCCAUGCAAACCUCUAGAUUUCGCCGUUUCUGAUAGGUUAUUGGGACAAUUACUGUUGUGGUGCAUGUCUGUAAUGUAGAAUUAUCACUACCUCAGUUCUCUUCCUUGUCGCCUCUGUAAAAUAUAACUUUUGCUAUCAGUAGUUUACACACCACAGAGUGCUUCUAGGCGCAAUCAAGCAAACGAUUCCUG